This is a messenger RNA of Folsomia candida, 1620 nucleotides long. Its product is annotated as apoptosis-linked gene 2-interacting protein X 1. The transcript is spliced from 6 exons. The record is from RefSeq and is a predicted model, not a curated record. Gene Ontology annotation, biological process: mitotic cytokinesis. The coding region runs from base 151 to 1368 and encodes 405 amino acids. Lineage: Eukaryota; Metazoa; Arthropoda; Collembola; Entomobryomorpha; Isotomidae. Gene Ontology annotation, cellular component: endosome.
CUCAUUUUCACAACAAAACACAGCUCAGCACAAUUCGCAAUCAGUCCAUCGUGCAAUUUCACGCAAAGAACAAGCCCAAUUUUUGCAAUUAAAGUUUAAACAUACAAUUAGACUCGAGGUCAAACCAGGUCGCAGGUCACAAGUACUACAAUGUCGUCCGAAUUUCUAUUAUCCAUUCCGCUUAAAACGAGUUGUGAAGUUGUACUGCUUGAAGCAUUGAAAGUACCUUUUAAAGAGGCGUCCUAUUCCGUCAAGGAUGCUGCACUUAUCGCCUCGAUGGAGGAAUUCCAAAAGUUUCGGAAUCAAGUAGUGAAUAAAAGUCUGCCAAAAAAUGCAGCCUCGUUGGAAUUGUUAUACAGAUACCAUGAUCAAUUGGUUUCACUUGGAGCUCGCCUCCCCAAUAUGGCACAUAAACCUCCGAAUAUUACAAUCUAUUGGGAUGAUGCAUGUGAUAAAGGGGGGCUUUUUGGAGGAAAGGCAAACAUUACGACAUCAUCCUUCGAACUGGAACGACUUUGUAUAAUAUUUAACAUCGCAGCCCUUCAAACAACUUUGGCCGCAGAAUCGAGAGCCGCCGAUACGGACGAGGAACUUAAAAAUGCAGCCAAGUUUUAUCAGAGCGCAGCCUCCAUAAUGAAUUUUCUCUCCGAAUGCAAGAAUCCCGUCCUGGAAGGCGUAACUCUUACCCAAGAUCUUAAACCGGAAGUCCUGUCAGCCCUCUCCGCCCUCAUGUUGGCCCAAGCGCAAGAGGUUUUCAUCGACAAAGCAAUUAAGGACAAGAUGAAGGAAACGAUCAUUGCAAAAUUGUGCGUUCAGGCGGAAGACAUGUUUUCUGAUGCAGCCUCUAAAUUGAGCAAAGAUACGAUUAAACACUUAUGGGAUCGGGCGUGGUUAAAUAAUGUCGCUGCCAAGAAACUCGGCUACGUCGCCCUCAGUCAUUAUUUCCAGUCCACGGUUUGCGCGUCGAAAAAACAGUAUGGCGAGCAACUUGCCCGACUCGAUCUAUUUUUGCGGGGGGUGAAAAAGGCACAAGAGAAAAUGGGGUCCUCUACCUACCUGGCCGUCCACGUGGCGGAUGCCGAACUCAAGUAUAAGGACGCCAAGAAAGAUAAUGACUUUAUUUACAAUGAAGUCAUCCCCAAGGAGGAUGACCUUGCCCCCAUUGACAAAGUGGGGAGUGCGAGACUAUCCAAGUUGGGGACCGUUCCGGAAGCGUUUUCGUCACAUUUUGUCGACAUAUUUAUCAACGCGGUGCAAAAGGGUGGAUCUCACGGGGGUGACGGGCCAACGCUGAAAUCUAUAAUUAAUACCGCUGCCGGAUCUUUGGGCCAGUAUUUGGUCAAUAUGGCGAGCAAAGAUAAAAAAUGAAUGAAUGAAUGAGUUGAUUAUAUGAUAUUUAAUGUUAAUUGUGGCCUUCACAAUCCUAAAUAAUUGUACCUGCUAUUGAAAUAUUAUUGCCUUCACAUUUAAUAAGCUACAUAUAAAAUGUAUACGUAUUUACUUAUGUAUCGCAAUAUGUCCAGAAAUAUGUUUUGUUUGUUUUACUGAACUUUAAUUAUGCAUGCCAUAAAUGAUUAGAAAAUGGCAAAUAUUUCUAAAUAAAUAAUCAGUUCACUAGUA